AUGGAAACAUUCGAGGACGGUCAUUCUGAUCCCACGCACUCUCAAGAGGCUCGUGGACGUGGCGACGCAGCGUUUGCCAAAGGCGACUACGACGGCGCGAUUACUGCGUACACUCAGGCUGUGAACGCAAAUGAAUUGGACUCGAAGGCCUGGAACAACCGCGGGCUUGUCUAUCUGAGGCUUCAAAACUGGCAGCAAGCCGAGUACGACGCCAAGUCAGCCAUCCUUAUCGAUCGCGAUUCCAAAGUCCCCAAUCCAUAUGGUUAUUGCAUUCGUAGUCUUGCCCGUCAAGGAGCGGGAAAGGUUGACGCAGCUAUUCGGGACUUGAAGCACGCUGCAUCCCUUUCACCCAACGAUACUCGAAUCCAAACCACAGUGUCGGCUGUAGAAGCAGCCCGCCCUCCCUGCCCCCCACCCCCGGUCGUCACUAUCGACUAUUCCGCCUUCCCACACCUUAUCGACAUGGUGAUCAGCUUUGCGAAUGCUGCCACUCGUGUCUCCCUGGGUUCAACUUGUCGAGCUUUGAGGGAGAAAAUCAUCAAGAUUGGCGAACACGUCCACAUUACCACCACUGAGGACGGUUGUUGGCUCCUCGCCACAUUCGCGCAACAGUCACCAAUGGGGCUUACGUUUCGAGAUCCCACCCAGGUCCAAGGCCCCAAGAUUCACCUUUGCCUGGUACCCGAUGACCACCGCGAGAGGUGGGCAGAUGUUUGGGGCAUCGGCCUUGCCAAAGUUGUCACUCUUUCCGGACCAAUGCCGGCCUCGUUUGUUCACAGCCUCCCUCCUCGCCCAGAGGUGUUGCGCAUUCGAGCCGACGAGAAAGGACGCAUUGUCGAAGACUUGUCGUUGGACAACCUUGAGGCGUCCAAGAUUGUCAUGUUUUCUGUCGACGUCAAGUACCACUCCAAAACUCUGCGCACCAUAUCACUGUCCCACUCCGUCAAGCGCCUCGUAUGGUGA
Molecule: messenger RNA, 963 nt
Organism: Apiotrichum porosum
Lineage: Eukaryota; Fungi; Basidiomycota; Tremellomycetes; Trichosporonales; Trichosporonaceae
Exons: 4
Coding region: 1-963 (320 amino acids)
Molecular function (GO): protein binding
Source: RefSeq, a predicted model, not a curated record